Pocillopora damicornis (cauliflower coral) is the source of this 1573-nucleotide messenger RNA. RefSeq names its product exosome complex exonuclease RRP42. Gene Ontology annotation, cellular component: nuclear exosome (RNase complex); cytoplasmic exosome (RNase complex). Gene Ontology annotation, biological process: exonucleolytic trimming to generate mature 3'-end of 5.8S rRNA from tricistronic rRNA transcript (SSU-rRNA, 5.8S rRNA, LSU-rRNA); nuclear mRNA surveillance; nuclear polyadenylation-dependent rRNA catabolic process. Gene Ontology annotation, molecular function: mRNA 3'-UTR AU-rich region binding. NCBI's taxonomy places the organism in Eukaryota, Metazoa, Cnidaria, Anthozoa, Scleractinia, Pocilloporidae. The record is from RefSeq and is a predicted model, not a curated record.
CGUAAUUCAAGGUUUACAAAAUGGCGGAUGCCAUGCUUUCUUCCUUCGAACGAACUUUUAUCGUGAAUGGAGUAGAGCAAGAUUUCCGAUCUGAUGGAAGGUCUUGUCACGAUUAUAGACAUUUUGAGGUGGAAACUGGGAUCGUGUCAAACACCAGCGGAUCUGCACGACUUCGUUUGUCUACAACAGACAUCUUGGUCGGAGUAAAAGCAGAAAUAGGAGAACCUCAUCUGGAGAAACCAAACUAUGGAUAUAUUGAGUUCUUUGUUGACUGCUCUGCAAAUGCUUCUCCUGAAUUUGAAGGUCGCGGAGGAGAUGAACUGGGAGCAAUGCUGGCAAAGAGUUUAGAGAAGGCUUAUAACCACAAGUCUGCCAUUGAUCUAGAGUCAUUGUGCAUCCUACCUGGAAAGCAGUGCUGGGUGUUAUAUAUUGAUGCUCUGGUGUUAGAAUGUGGUGGGAAUCUGUUUGAUUGUGUGUCUUUGGCAGUAAAGGCAGCUCUUCAUAACACCAGAAUUCCAAAUGUUUCAGUAUCUAUGGAAGAAGGAGGUGAAGAACUUGAAAUAUCAGAUGAUCCACAUGACUGUAGAAGACUGGAUGUCAAUUCUAUCCCAGUAACAGUCACUAUGAGUAAGAUUGGUCAUCGUCAUGUUGUGGAUGCCAGUCUUCAAGAGGAAGCUUGUAGUCUUGCUCAGUUACUAGUGUCAGUGAAUGGUGACAACAAUAUCUGUGCAAUGCAGAAAGUUGGCCAAGGUGCUCUGGAUCCAGACUCUAUUUUUGAGAUGACUGAGACAGCAAGUUCUGUUGGAAAAUCAUUGAACAAAGCACUUCUGAAAGUCCUUGAAAAAGAGGAAGUUGAAACAAGUAAAAAUAAAGACAAGGUUGGUUUCCUAUUAUAGAUGAAGGGCCACCUUAAAAGUCAAUUGUGUCAAGGAGCGCGCUGGUUUCAAUUAAGCAGUGAGACCCACCCAUGGAGAUUGAGAUGUCACCUCACCUUUGGUGUGUGACAUAGUUGUCCAAGACAAUAGAAGUCAGAAAAUAUCCUGAAUACAGUCUUGAGCUGGAUAGUGAAAUGUGUCCCUUCCAGUGAUGAUGAUGAAGAACUGAAAUGCAAGAAACCACUGCCUGAGGGACGGUCCGAUAAUGUUAUCCUUUCCUUUCAUGGUAUCUUCACCAACUCUUAUCAACACUGGUCUGUUUGCAUAUCAAGGAAGGGUUUAAGCGAGUAUCUAUCUCAAGAGACUUCAUGCAUAUAAUUAUUAUAAUUGAUUAUCAUAGUUGUUCUUUCAAAUGUUACCCUUCAAAGCUGCAAAGUAUGAGCUGACUUGUUAGGCAUACCUUGAAGAAAUGAGCCAACUUAGGGGCGUGGUCCACCAUAUGCACUGGUCUAUAUCUAGUGGCUUUGGAACUAAUGUGCCACAGUGUUAGUGAGACCUCCCUUACAGACUAGGAAGGAUCAAGAAUGCAUUUUUUAAUGUAUCAAGAAUAAAAAUGUUUAUUUUUUAAAAAGCCUUCUGUACAGUAUCUUAUUCUUUUUCUUGUCUUCUACAUUAAUAAACAGAGUUUUCCUUCCUUA